Bactrocera tryoni is the source of this 294-nucleotide messenger RNA. Its product is annotated as transcription factor Adf-1-like. Gene Ontology annotation, cellular component: transcription regulator complex; nucleus. The transcript has 3 exons. Gene Ontology annotation, biological process: regulation of transcription by RNA polymerase II. The record is from RefSeq and is a predicted model, not a curated record. The coding region runs from base 1 to 294 and encodes 97 amino acids. Lineage: Eukaryota; Metazoa; Arthropoda; Insecta; Diptera; Tephritidae.
AUGGAAGAAAAAUUAAUUGAGUUUGGGAGCGAAAACCGGUUCCUAUAUGACAAAAGUCAUAGAAAUUAUAAAAAUAGCUACCUGAGGGACGCCAAAUUUCAAGAGCUAUCGCAGAAAUUGAAUAUUCCAGGUGAGAAGCUAAAGGACCGUUGGCGGACCCUACGGGAUAAAUUUUAUAAGGACCUAAAAAAGAAACCGUCAGGAAGCGGCGUGUAUUCGCCACACAAAAAGUGGAAGUGGAUGGAGAGCCUAAAGUUUUUAAAGGACGUUGAAAUGGACAACUUGAACACAUAA